This is a messenger RNA of Talaromyces rugulosus, 1536 nucleotides long. RefSeq lists its product as uncharacterized. Gene Ontology annotation, biological process: metal ion transport; transmembrane transport. Gene Ontology annotation, cellular component: membrane. The record is from RefSeq and is a predicted model, not a curated record. The transcript has 2 exons. Bases 1 to 1536 code for a protein of 511 amino acids. NCBI's taxonomy places the organism in Eukaryota, Fungi, Ascomycota, Eurotiomycetes, Eurotiales, Trichocomaceae. Gene Ontology annotation, molecular function: metal ion transmembrane transporter activity.
AUGAACAAGGAACCGGAGUGGUACCCGGCCCAUGUUGCCGCCCAACGUCGGAAAAAUCCCUGCCUCUCCAGUUUAGAGCGGUUCCUAUCAGAAUCCAAGAAAACGGAACACGCCUGUCGAGUCGCUAGUAUUGAUUUUGUUGAAAAUGAAGAUGGAUCUACGAGUUCCCAAAAUCGCUUUGUGCCUGCCGAUGAGAUCAAACUGGCCAUAUCCUCUGUCGAGCAGCCAACAAACCUGAAGGGCCGGAUAUUGAUCGUGGAGGACAUCUCUCGCGAGGUGAUGGAGUUUCUAGGCUCCAGCCUUGCUAUUGACCCAUUUUUCCUUGCUUCACAUGUAUACACACCAUACCGGGAAAUAAGCAUGCAGACUCCAAACCUGGCAGCUCUUCCAUCGAGAAAUCGGCAUCAGCGUUAUUUUAAUACCCACUAUCAUCGGACCGUGGAGCUACCGGAACGAUGCGAUUAUUUACGACAGCUACACAUCGUACGUGCGAUGAACAUUAACAGAAAGCUUGCUGUAUUACCGCCAACACAUGGUACAUCUAUCGGUCUUGCCCAACAUGCUCUAUCGACCCACCUCUUUACACAGGAGGAGCAUGGGGGACAUUGGCUCUGUUUACUACUUGUGGAUAGUUCCAUUCCAAACGGCCUUCUAUCUCUUGAAAGUCGCGAUAAGACAGCCAAGGACCGUUGGACCAGAUUUAAUUUACGUACCAAUCUGUUUUUAUCGGGUUAUGAAGAUUUUCUCGAUCCUCCCGAAGCAUUCACAGCCUCAGCAGAUGCAUGGGAGCCCCCUUCUCGUCUAGGGAUGCUUGAGGAUUUGGCAUACUAUUGGAGCCGGGAAUGGCCCGCGGAUUUUGACCCUGCAAAUCCUACACUGUUAUCCUUGUGCUUCCAUCCUCUGAAGAUUAUUGCCGCAGAGUGGAUGAACGUAUUGGCAGUUAUGAACUACCACAUCAAACGCUACGAAUACAGCAUCGAAGGCCAGAAAACCAUUGCCCAAGAUCUCGACAGGCUGAACACUGAUCUCAAUAGCCUACAGCGCUGGAAGCGGCGCAAUCUUUCGUCACAGCAGAAGAUCGGCGCAAUCAGAAGAUUUGUCGACUCUCAUGUAGGCCACGUAGCAGGUGAAUCAAAUACCAUGCUGCAAGCCGAUUCCUUGAACCCCAGAUGCCUGGUUGAAGACUUUGGGUAUCUUACAGCCAGCCUGGAUCAAUAUUCGGAGAGACUGGAAAGCAUGUUACCGGUUGUCAUGUCUCUAGUGCAAAUCUCGGAUACUCGCCGAUCCCUUGCUGAAGCUGCAAACAUCAGUCGUCUGACGUAUCUGGCCUUUGUGUUUAUUCCACUAAGUUUCACAAGCAGCCUAUUCAGUAUGAAUACGGAUACAGGCCCCGGUGGAAGGCAUUUCUGGAUUUAUUUUGUUGUGGCUAUCCCCAUCACGGCUGCAACCUUCCUCUUGGCUAGGCCUCCUGGUUCCCCACGGGAAUGGCUAAAAACUCGUAUCUUCUCUGCAAGAGGCGUAGUAGGCCAGGUUUGA